Molecule: messenger RNA, 1482 nt
Organism: Nylanderia fulva
Lineage: Eukaryota; Metazoa; Arthropoda; Insecta; Hymenoptera; Formicidae
Product: cdc42 homolog
Biological process (GO): small GTPase-mediated signal transduction
Molecular function (GO): GTPase activity; GTP binding
Source: RefSeq, a predicted model, not a curated record
GUUAAACUGAAAUUUUACACAUCCCGCUUAGCCGCGAGCGAUCACAGCUCGUCGUUAAUAGACGGAGGACGACUGUCGGAUUCGGUUUUGCUCGCGUCCCGCGCGAUUUCCGCCGCCUGAUUCCGCUGUACGGUGGUGUGUUUGACAUAAUACUCAAAAUGGCGACUCCGAAAACAAUGAGCCUCCGGUGCGCUUGUACGCCACUUUUCGCCGAUCCUUUUUCCCUCCCUCGUCUGUCGCAAUAGAUAUUCGACGUCGAGCGAAAAACGCAAGGAUUACGCAAAUUCUACGUACAUAUAUGUAUAUAUAAAUAUAUAUGUGUGUGUAUACAGUCGGAUGUGAAUUCGAAUCAGUGAGACAACGAGAUAUAGCUUCCUGCACGUCGAUCCUUGUGUAGUUUUCGGUACAGCUGUAGGAUUUACCACGGUUUCUCUCGUGUGUAAAAGAGACAGAAGUCAAAAUGCAGACAAUAAAAUGUGUUGUAGUGGGAGACGGAGCGGUUGGUAAAACAUGUUUAUUAAUUUCAUAUACUACGAACAAAUUUCCAUCGGAAUAUGUUCCAACGGUAUUUGACAAUUAUGCAGUCACUGUUAUGAUUGGCGGUGAGCCAUAUACAUUAGGAUUAUUUGAUACAGCUGGUCAGGAAGAUUACGAUCGUUUGCGGCCAUUAAGUUAUCCGCAAACCGAUGUAUUUCUUGUCUGCUUCUCAGUUGUAUCUCCAUCAUCGUUCGAAAAUGUUAAAGAAAAGUGGGUACCGGAAAUAACGCAUCAUUGUCAAAAAACACCGUUUUUGUUGGUCGGUACGCAAAUUGAUUUACGAGAUGACGCAGCGACAAUUGAAAAACGCAAAAAUAAACAAAAGGCGAUUUCGAACGAACAAGGGGAAAAGCUUGCUAAGGAAUUAAAAGCUGUAAAAUAUGUAGAAUGUAGCGCUCUUACACAGAAAGGACUUAAAAAUGUCUUUGACGAGGCAAUAUUAGCUGCUUUAGAGCCUCCAGAACCAGUUAGAAGAAGAAGGUGUACCAUUUUGUAGUAGGUGUUUGACUUUUUUUAUAAAACUGUUAGUUCUACAGUGACGAAGACUGUAAGUUUCCUCAUAUACAUUGCAUGCGAAAAGAUUUAGUGACAAUUGUUAAAUUCUAAGGCAUAUAUAAUAAGACAUGAGUAUUUUUUAACAUUGGCAUAUACGUGGAUACGAAGCAAUCUUUAUCUACAUUGACAUUUUGUGUAAAUUUUAUAAUUAUCAAAUUGUAAUUGUAAUAUCAUAUUAUCUUCGUCUUGAUGUUCUAUCAACGUAUUUCACAUCAUUCCGGUAAAAGCGCGUCUCUGUAUUUGCAUCAUGAUCAUAUGUGUCGACUCUGUCCUGUUUCAUUCAACAUUAUGUAAAAAAAAAAAAAAGAUUUCCGAAAAGGAAAUUUAGGGAUAUUAUGACAUCUCCAAAUCAUAUUUGUUUAUGAAGAAAAUAUAAUUUCAUUUUAUAUA